GUCUCCCCCAGGAAGCAACUGCUCCAUGAAUCCUGGAUACCCAUAAUCUCACAGAGAAGGACAGAGUGAGCUGUAACAAUGGCCGCCUCUGCACAUGUCGACUUUGCAAUAACUCAGCCCGGUGUUUUCUUCUCUCCCUCCUCUUCUUCAAGUUCCAAGUUCCACAAGCCAUUUUCCUCCUCCUCCACCUUUGCUCUUAUCCCCAACAAUUGCACCUUCUCUCUCCAUUCCAAUCGAACCCUUCUCCACUCUGGUUACAGGAAGCUGUCGUUGCCUAAAACCCGCAAUUUCCCGGUUGUUGGAUCAGCUAAGGCUGAGCCAGAGCUAUUGAAGGUAAUGAUAUCAGGGGCUCCAGCAUCUGGUAAAGGUACACAAUGUGAGCUCAUCACUAAAAAAUAUGAUUUGGUGCAUAUUGCUGCUGGAGAUUUGCUGAGAGCUGAAGUUGCUGCAGGAAGUGAAAAUGGGAAGCGAGCAAAGGAAUACAUGGAGAAAGGACAGUUGGUGCCAGAUGAAAUAGUUGUCGAGAUGGUGAAGGAUCGUCUUUUACAGCCAGAUUCCCUAGAAAAUGGCUGGCUUUUAGAUGGAUAUCCAAGGAGCUCAUCACAAGCAGCAGCUCUUCAGGAGUUUGGAUUCCAGCCAGACAUUUUCAUUUUAUUAGAGGUUCCUGAGGAGGUUCUUGUUGAGAGAGUGGUAAGACGUAGGCUAGAUCCUGUUACAGGUAAGAUAUACCACUUGAAGUAUUCACCUCCCGAGACUGAAGAAAUUGCGGCCAGGCUUACCCAACGUUUUGAUGAUACUGAAGAAAAGGUGAAAUUGCGGCUGCAAACCCAUCACAAAAAUGUAGAGGCUGUACUUUCUACAUAUGAAGCUAUUACCAUCAAGGUUAAUGGAAAUGUCUCCAAGGAGGACGUGUUUGCCCAAAUUGACACUGCACUAACAAAACUACUUGAGCAAAAGUAGGCCAAUCUGGGAUCUUUGGCUUCUUAAAUCUAGAAUAAUGGAGAAAAGAGGGCCUCAUCAGCAAUAUGCAACAAAUACGGCACAGUGCUAGCCAAGAUACAGGAUGAAUUUGUUUUUUUGUUUAUUUUCAUAAAAUUAUACCACUUAGUUUGACAAUGAAGAGUGCCAUUUGUUACAUUCACUUGUUUGCUCUUCUGAUAUCAUGUCAAUUUGUUUAUUAAACUAUUAAACUACUUUUAGGUGAAAUUCCAAUAUUUCGAAUUGUCAAACACAGGUUUACUGUUUACCUUAAAAUAUUUGCUCCCUCCAGAGUGGAAGACUGUGACAGGGAAAAUGUACAGAACACUGCCCUUGCUGGUUUGAUGCAUUCAUCCCACUCUCACAAUUUCAUCAUGUAAUAGCCAAUUAAUUUUACUUUUUUGU
Messenger RNA from Rubroshorea leprosula, 1383 nucleotides. The record is from the annotation of a GenBank genome assembly. Lineage: Eukaryota; Viridiplantae; Streptophyta; Magnoliopsida; Malvales; Dipterocarpaceae.